UAUAUAUAUGUAUGUCAUACGUGGCUAAUGUUUUGAUUCAUCAGCUACGUUUUCUUGAAAAGGGUGGGGGAGAGAGUUUUUUCAGAACAGAUGUACGGUAUAUCCAUGUUUGUGCUACCGUGCAAGUUUAUGUUUUCCCUUUUUUCUCAUUGUUGCAGUAGCUACCUAUAUAUGUACUUCUAACUUUAUUGGCUAUCAUGCAGUUUUGAGAAACUUGCAGGAAAAUCAAACGGUUGAAUGUACAAGCAAUGUUUUUUCAUAUUCGAUUACAGUCGUAGGGUAGACAUUAGUUGAUUUUUCUUGGGCCAUGUAGCGAGGUUAUUGCUGACUAUAGUUGUGUAAUCUGUGUGAUGCACUAUCGUGCUGCGAAUGAUUAUUGUUAUUGAAGACGGUACAUUUACUCCACGUUAGAUUACAGUAUUGAUUGAAAACUUAUUUAAUUAUAUUAUAUUCAGAGUUAAGUCAACGGCAAAUUAUCAAUUUAUAAAACAAACUGGCAUAUAUGCAAUUUGACGCGUGCAUUAAAAAGUGAUUUGAAAGUUAAGUAACCAUUAAAUUUGUCCUGGUAAUUCAGCUUACUCGUGAAAUUUCUGACCUUAUCUUAAUUAUACAAUGCCGUUUUUACUUUUAUUUAGCUUUAUUCAUCGAAAAUUCAAUGAAUAGAAUUUUUGUAAUUUUAUUUCAUAGUGAUUUAUUGAUAUUCAUGAUACAUGUUGUUCAAAAAUAAAGAUUAUGCUUAAUAACAUGAACAUAACUAUUAUUUAAAAAAAUGUUUGUCACAAUCAGAGUAUGGCACUAUAAUUUGUACAUGUUCAUUUAUUUCAAACCGCAAUGGCUAUCUUUAAAUUAAAGAUUUAGAUUAGAUUAAAUAUUUAUGAUAAUGUUGAUAUUAAUACCUGAUAAUACGUUAAAUUAUAUUGGAUACUUAUAUGCUAGCAUGAAAUUUUGUUUUGAAAGAAAAUUUAUUUACUCCAGCUAUCCUUAAUAUUUUUAGCUACAUUUGUUAGAAUAUUUAUUCAUGGCCUAGAAAAAACUAACAAAAAAAUGAAAAAAUAUUAUUUUUUUAAGAUUUUCAUUCAAUGUUGAUACAUACUAAAUAAACAAGAGAUAUGAAUUGAAAAAGAUGUGUUUAGGAAAAAGUAAAAUGCAAUCGGUGAAAACACCCAUUGUUCAACUGCAACUUGUUACAUAAUUGGCAGGAAUUAUGCUGGUCGACGACGUAAUCUACAUAGGACUGCUGCUUAGCUGCAUUGGUUUUGGUAAGAUUUAUCGUGGUAUAGAGUCGCCUCAGACGCGUCAAUGGAUUGGCACCGGCUUUGGUUUCAUCCUCACGGCCGUUGUUAGUGGAUACCAUGUUACCCAUUACCUAUUGUGCACCGUCGUCGUUGCACUGGCUGUUACCAGAUUGACGCCAAAGAUCUGCCAUCUAGUGUCCUUUUUCUUCUCGUUUUUCUACCUGCUGUUUAUCUUCCGUCUGUCACCGUGGUUCGGCCUAUCAACACCGCCUGGCCAUGCGAAUCUCAUUCAGAUGAUGCUCACGCUAAAACUCGCGGGUCUCGCGUUCGAAGUGAAUUCUGCUGCCACAGCCGUUGGCCAGGAUGAUCCUGAAGGACUCAACUCUGCUGCUUUGGCCAGAGUGGGCUUUAUGGACGUCUUUCAUUAUGCUUUCAGCUAUAUUGGGGUAUUGACCGGUCCCUACUACCGUUAUAGAACAUAUUGGGACUCGUUGCAUCGGCCAUUCGCGUUGAAAGCUGACCACUGGGCCCACACGUGUAAUAAACUCAUCCAGUCUGCCUGCUUUAGCGUCAUAUUCCUAUUAUCCAAUUACUACUUCCCCGCUAAGUACGCGCUCACUGACGAAUUCUCCGAGAGAUCGUGGUUGUAUAAGUUCGGAUAUAUCUAUCCGACUUUUGUCACCUUUCGCAUGAGGAUGUACAUCGGUAUGGUGCUGUCCGAGUGCGUUUGUCAAAUGGCCGGCUUAGGAGCUUACCCAACCAGCUGCGAGACUAUAUCUGGAUUGGGACCCAAAGACUAUAAAUCUGCCAUUGCACUCUCGAACGAUCCGUGCUCGAUGAAGCCGGAGGAUCUCGACUUUGAGACGGUGCACAACAUGAACGUGUGGGAAGUGGAAAAGUGUAUUCUGGUGCGUGAAGCAAUGAAAAAAUGGAAUACCUGCGUGCAGUACUGGAUGGCGGUGUGCGUGUACAAGAGAUUCCCUCAUAAAGGACUGAGAACUGCGGCGACUCUCACGCUCUCGGCUCUAUGGCAUGGAUAUGCACCUGGUUAUUAUAUUUGUAUCUGCCAGAUCACUUUCUUCCUGCCCAUGGAAGACAUUUACGUCAAAUUUUACAAGAACAGCAGCGACGGAAGCUUGAUGAAAACAGGGCUGCACUGCUUGCUAUGGUUUACUCGCAUAUCGUGCAUGUCCUACCUGGGCCUGUCAUUUCAGCUACUGGAGUUCCACGAGAGUUGGACAUUUUACAAGCGUUGCUAUUUUGCUGGUCAUCUCAUUGUACUCGUCCUCUAUGUGAUCGGCAGACUUGCCAAACCGUACGUCCUUCAAGCACAAAAGAAGGACAGCUAGAACGGCCA
Phymastichus coffea is the source of this 2592-nucleotide messenger RNA. It is a transcript of the gene frj, whose product is annotated as lysophospholipid acyltransferase 7. Gene Ontology annotation, biological process: lipid modification; phosphatidylinositol biosynthetic process. Gene Ontology annotation, molecular function: lysophospholipid acyltransferase activity. The transcript is spliced from 6 exons. The coding region runs from base 1205 to 2584 and encodes 459 amino acids. The record is from RefSeq and is a predicted model, not a curated record. Lineage: Eukaryota; Metazoa; Arthropoda; Insecta; Hymenoptera; Eulophidae. Gene Ontology annotation, cellular component: membrane; mitochondria-associated endoplasmic reticulum membrane contact site.